AUGUCACUGCCUUAUGGGCCACCAGUUCCCGUAUCUCCUUUGAUCAGAGGAAUGAGAUAUGCAAUGUUAGUAGCGGGAAUUAUAUAUGGUCGUGUGAAACAAAAGUUUUAUGAAUCACAAGAAGCUGCAUGGCGGGAAGAGGAAGCCGAAAAAAAGAUAAUAAGAGAUAGGGAAAUGGCGAAAGUGAAAGCAAGGAUCGCUGCAGAAGAAAGAGAAAACGUGCGCCUUUUGGAAACCGGCGAAUUAUUUAAA
Brenthis ino (lesser marbled fritillary) is the source of this 252-nucleotide messenger RNA. NCBI's taxonomy places the organism in Eukaryota, Metazoa, Arthropoda, Insecta, Lepidoptera, Nymphalidae. The record is from the annotation of a GenBank genome assembly.